GCGACAUGGUCUCGCCCCCCGCCGCGGUCGACCACUUCUCGGGCAUGCCCGUGGCUCAGGACACGAUGGGCAAGUCCGUCCCCGAGGUCACCAAGCUGCGCGAGUGGGAAGACCAGCACGAGAAGGAGCUCGACGCCAUCUCCCGCAAGGAG
This is a messenger RNA of Prorocentrum cordatum, 152 nucleotides long. The record is from the annotation of a GenBank genome assembly. NCBI's taxonomy places the organism in Eukaryota, Dinophyceae, Prorocentrales, Prorocentraceae.